AUGAGGCACAAUCAGAUGUGUUGUGAGACACCCCCGACUGUCACUGUUCAUGUAAAAUCAGAGUUAAAUAGACCACAACCUAAAAAACCCAUUAAUAUGAAACGUUCUAUUUUUAAAGAUGGUUGGCAAGCAUCUGAAAAAAAUGCACAUAAUAAUAAAUCUAAACGUCCCAAAGGACCUUGUCUAGUUAUACAACGUCAGGAAAUGACUGCCUUCUUUAAAUUAUUUGAUGAUGAUUUAAUUCAAGAUUUCUUGUGGAUGGACUGCUGCUGUAAAAUUGCAGACAAGUAUCUUUUGGCUAUGACCUUUGUUUAUUUCAAGAGGGCUAAAUUUACUAUAAAUGAGCACACCAGGAUAAAUUUCUUUAUUGCUCUAUAUCUGGCUAAUACAGUUGAAGAAGAUGAAGAAGAAUCGAAGUAUGAAAUUUUUCCAUGGGCUUUGGGAAAAAACUGGAGAAAAUUGUUCCCUGAUUUCUUAAAAUUGAGGGACCAACUCUGGGAUAGAAUUGAUUAUAGGGCGAUUGUAAGCAGGCGAUGCUGUGAGGAGGUUAUGGCUAUUGCACCAACUCAUUAUAUAUGGCAACGAGAGCGCUCUGAGCAUCACAGUGGGGCUGUGAGAAACUACAACAGAGAUGAGGUUCAGCUGCCCCGGGGACCUAGUGCCACACCAAUAGAUUGUUCGCUUUGUGGUAAAAAAGGAAGAUACGUUAGACUGGGGUUGUCUUCAUCGUCUUCAUCCAGUGGGACAGUGGAAGUGAUGGAAAAAUGUUCUCAGGAAUCACACAACUCAUUCUCAGUGGAAAAAGUAGUUGACCCUUCUCAAGCUCAUAGCUAUCCUCAAGUAGCCAGUGAUCAUCAAUCAAACAAAGAAAAGGAAACUAAUUUCAUGGAGAAAGACAAAUCUAUGGAGUGGUUUACAGGAAGUGAAGAAUGA
Chrysochloris asiatica (Cape golden mole) is the source of this 933-nucleotide messenger RNA. RefSeq names its product speedy/RINGO cell cycle regulator family member A (gene SPDYA). Gene Ontology annotation, cellular component: nucleoplasm. NCBI's taxonomy places the organism in Eukaryota, Metazoa, Chordata, Mammalia, Afrosoricida, Chrysochloridae. The transcript is spliced from 6 exons. Gene Ontology annotation, biological process: positive regulation of cell population proliferation; positive regulation of cyclin-dependent protein serine/threonine kinase activity; G1/S transition of mitotic cell cycle. Gene Ontology annotation, molecular function: protein kinase binding. The coding region runs from base 1 to 933 and encodes 310 amino acids. The record is from RefSeq and is a predicted model, not a curated record.